Molecule: messenger RNA, 2203 nt
Organism: Stylophora pistillata
Lineage: Eukaryota; Metazoa; Cnidaria; Anthozoa; Scleractinia; Pocilloporidae
Product: serine/threonine-protein kinase 40-like
Biological process (GO): protein phosphorylation
Molecular function (GO): protein kinase activity; ATP binding
Source: RefSeq, a predicted model, not a curated record
AAGAUUUCACACUCGGCAAGCCAACAACAUAGCCAUCCUAACUUCUUCCCGUUUCUGUUUACAUGGUACAAAAUGCGAUCCAGCGGCUCAGGAUCAUCAGGAGUGAAAAGAAAGGCGUCUUGCCUCGAGAGUGGAGAAUCGUCAUCUUCUUCAAACUCAAGUUCACCAUUGACUUCGAGAAGAGCUUUGAUUAGAGCUUCGAAUCGCGGAACGCUGAAGCGCGCUGGUCCGUAUUUACUUGGGCCAAGAUUGGGCAACUCGCCCGUUCGAAGCAUUGUUCAGUGUUUAGCCAAAAAAGAAGGUACAGAUGACUUUUAUUCAAUCAAAAUUCUCACCCUAGCAGAUCCUGGACGCGAAAGUUACGACGACAAGCAAGGAAAAAUGUUGUUACACACAGAAUAUUCACUGCUCUCUCUCUUAAACGAUCAAGAUGGCGUUGUGCAUCACCAUGGACUUUUCAAAGACGAAUAUUACGAAGAAAUACCGCUCGAGAAGGACUCUACCAAUUCAACGGCAAGUCAUCGCUCUCAAAAUGCGUGUGCAAGACACUUUAGAAUCCGACAUCGUCUGUGUUUAGUUCUGGAUUGCCUCUGUGCCCAUGACUUUAGUUCGGAAACAGCGGACCUCAUAAACCUUCAACAUUACGUGAUACGAGAGAAACGGUUAUCCGAAAGAGAGACGAUUAUAAUUUUCCACGACAUCGUCAGAGUUGUUAAGUGUUUACAUAAGAGAAACAUAGUUCACAGAGACUUAAAACUUGGAAAUAUUGUGCUAAAUCGAAGCACAAAAAGAAUAACAAUUACAAAUUUUUGCUUGGGGAAACAUCUAAUACGAGACAAUGAUCUACUGAAAGACCAGAGAGGAAGCCCAGCUUACAUAAGUCCCGAUGUUUUGAGUGGGGCUCCUUAUUCAGGGAAAGCAAGUGACAUGUGGGCUCUCGGAGUGGUUUUAUACACCAUGCUGUAUGGUCAGUUUCCAUUCUAUGACAGCAUACCUCAUGAGCUGUUCAGAAAGAUUAAAACUGCAGAGUUCAUACUGCCAAAUGACGGGCGUGUGUCUGAUAACACCAAGACACUGAUAGGUCUGCUGCUAAUGUUAGAUCCUCAAAAGAGACUUACGGCCUCCGGUGUUGGAUUUCUGAGAAACACCAUGACAGCAUGGUAUCUUACUAACACAGUUACUGAACCCGCUCAAGUUGUCCCAGAUAUAGAUGAAGAGUCUUCAAGUGACUCCACAAAGGAAUUUGAAAGUUCAUCGAGGCUAAGAGCACCAGAACUUGAACUUCGUUUGACUAAAUAUCGUGACAAUGGGAGCAACAAGGAGCCAAGACUGAGCCUCACCCGAGAGAGUCUCACGCAGCCACCUAUCCGAAGAAUUUCAGAAGACGCUCGACCGCUUACGGCGGCCGAAAUUCUGGCUCAUCGUCAUUUGUUAUAGCUGGCGAAGCUUGUCCAAAAAUGUUAUUUAGUACUAGUUAUUUACCCCGUAACUUCCAAGAUCUGAUUGGUAACUCCCCCUUUUAUUUGUUACACAUUUCCACGCCAACAAGUUAGUAGAAAGAAGUUCCUUGUCUAAUUAAACGCCUUCCGGCUUAUUAACGAGCUUACUCCCAUAACAUGUUUGCAGGAUAAUGUAUUGGAUAAAAUUAUGAGAAGUUCCAUCUUAAUCACCUUCGGGAGUUCAGGAGUUAAAAGCCCCUUGGAUAUGAUAAUCACGAAACGACCACUCUUACAAGAGUGAUAGUACAAACCUCUAAAUUAUCCCAACAAUAAUUGUUGUGGAGCAGAUUUCAGUUAAAUACAGUCGAAUUUUGUCGCGUGUCUGCCCAGUUUUUCUCUUCGUAAAAAAAAGGGGAAAAAUCGUGAAAUACUUCACUGUUCACUCGUUAAAACCCGUUUGAUCCCAUAAAAAUAUACUCUUAAAUUUUAACGAGAGUUUACUGAGAAAAUCUUGCUUUAUAAUUAUCUUGUUUGAAAAAGAGAAAAUUAAAAAACACACGAUGAAAAAAGGAUCACCAAGAACAUACACGGUAUGAUACCUUACUAAGAUAAUCAAUUAUGUAAAUGAUUUAUUUAUGUGGGCUGUACAGAAGGGUUGGAAAUUCAUUAUGAGGGAUAUUUACAAACAAAUUAUAUAUGUCUGGCCGUUGCCUCAGUAAUAUUCAAAGUCAAAUUAUUCAAAAAUAAAACGAGAGUGAAACAUU